Molecule: messenger RNA, 2335 nt
Organism: Prorocentrum cordatum
Lineage: Eukaryota; Dinophyceae; Prorocentrales; Prorocentraceae
Source: the annotation of a GenBank genome assembly
GCGCCUCGUCGCCGCGGCCGCAGGCUUGGCGCCCACGCGGGCGCGGGGCGCCUCCCCUGCGCCUGGGGCCGACCGCCUCGAGGGCCUAUGGGCCCCGGAGCCGCGCCGCGGCGCGGCGAUGGCGGCUGCCUCUCAGGCGGCGAGGAUCGGCGCUGGCAGGUCCAUGCGGACGCUGCCACUGCUCUUCGGGGUCUUCAACCCGCUGUCGGCGCUGGGGGGGAGGGCUGAGGACAUAGCGGACGAGGUGCGCAAUUUCGAUGUCUUCGCCUUGGUGGGAACGCAGAGUAUGGCGCCCCCUGGCUACUCACACGGGCUCCAGCCAACUGGAGAUGGACGACUGAUUAUCGAAUCAGGACGGCGUCUUCAGUACAUUCCCGAUCGUGAGCUACGUGGCCAUGUGCCAGUAUUCGCUAAGAUAGUGUAUGACAAGUUGGCUACUUGUGCAGAUCAGUGCGACGACAUUCAGAGGGAGAAGUGGAACAGAGAUACUUUAGUUUAUGCCCUUCGGCAUGGUGACCGCAAGCAUGACUAUUUGACGAAGCUGAAUCAUUAUUUGCAGCAGAGCAUGGAAGAAUGGGUGCAACUUGGGCUGAGAUCCGCUCCAGACGCUAUUUUUACGUUUCUCGAGAAGGCGAUGGUGGAUCACGGCAAAGAUUAUUUCCUGGAGCCUCAGCACGUUGAUGACAACUAUCGACAGCUACGACGCCUAGGCGGAAUGGGCGCGCAGGAGAUCACGCACAGCCCACGCGAGGUAGGAGAAGAGUUCGAGUGUGAAGAAGUACCAGAUGAUCUUCCUCGUAUACCUGACCCUUGGGGGCAUAUGCCCGAGGACGACGAAGAGAGGAUGCCAGUGUUCAACGACGAUCACGCCACCGACGCGUUCCUGGAGAGCAAGCGGGACCUAAGGCGCCUCAAGUGGCACUUGUGGGCGACCCCAAAGAGGAAAGCGUGCCCAGCUCAAUCCCCACCAGCUGAGCUCUACUGGGUGAUCUUACACCCUGCUCGAGACCCGUCACGACGUGGAGUCGGCUUCGACUUGGAAGAUUCGGACAACAGUUACGUCGAGGCUGCGCUGCAUCUGGCUUUCUACAAUCUUCGCCACCACCAGCUUACGCCGAAGGAUUGGCACAUCAGCGAGUGCUAUGCCGCAAAAAAGAACGAGAACUGGCUCGAGAAAGGGAUCUUCGACUGGCACUUCAACGUAUUCGACGCGCACAAGUUCGCCUUCCAGCUGCAGAAGGUUGAUCUGAGUUUGCACAUUUACGCUGACGACAUUAACAAGAAGGUCUUGCAGCAUCCACCAGCAUCGAAGGAGAACGUCGACCUUGACAAGCUCAGGAGCAAGUUGAACGAAAGCAAUAGCAUCAUGAACACUUGCUUGCUGGAGAUUGGAUUGGCUCAGAAUACGUCUAAGCAGGAGAUCACGAUUCACGAGGUGGAGGAGGUAUUCAAGUGCCAGGUGGCGGUGGAGGGGAGCAUCUGGUUCGGCAUCUUCCUUUCUUACCAGAUAUACGUGCCCCUGCUACGGUGGGCAAGAACCUCCGCUAUGGCAGACGACGCGGACAUGCCAGGCUGGAUGAAGCAGGCGGGGAUCGCAGACCCCAAGUGGGCGCUGCCCAAAUGCAAGCGUGGCGCAGAGGUCGAGGCGGGCAGCGUGCAGAAGAUACAGAAGGCCGAGGACAUCGCGGAAGAGGCCAAGGGCAAAGCAGGCAAAGGCGCCAACAGGGCGCAGGUCGUGGCGGCGCUCGUCGCCAUCCUCGGCAAGCUCGUGCUCAGCAUGGCGGGCGACCUCAGGGCGGUCAUCAGCGUGGUCUUCGUAACGGCCCUGGUGCCGACGGCGAUCCCGUGCAUCGAAACGGCGAUCAGGGCUGGCAAGGACUACCACGCGGCGGCGAUGAAGCUGCGCGAGGAGAGCAAGGAGGACGACAAAGUCGACACGGCGAGGCUGGGCAGUCCGCAUCUGCACGUAUGGAAGGACUUCAUUCGCGCCCUCCUCGCGAGUACAGAGGAAGGAAAACCUCGCGAGAUACUGACGUACUACUGGCGCAACCACAUCAUGAGGUACGAGCUCGUGGACGCAGCAGCGGAGGUCAAGUACUUCAGAGUGAGGACCCCGCAGGGCAAGGAAAAGAAGAAGAGCAAACGCAUGGAGGGCAAGGUGAGAUUGCAGUGGGCGCUGACGAUGACCAACAAGACGGCUGCGGAGCUGGACGAGGUGCUGCGCUCGGAGCUCAUCCGUCAGGGGGCGGAGAUCACGACAGGUGGCACCCUGAGCACCUGGGCUGGGCUGGUGAGAUUCGUACGGCCCGUCAAGGGUUGCAGCCGCCAGGGCCAG